Molecule: messenger RNA, 1956 nt
Organism: Nicotiana tabacum (common tobacco)
Lineage: Eukaryota; Viridiplantae; Streptophyta; Magnoliopsida; Solanales; Solanaceae
Source: RefSeq, a predicted model, not a curated record
AAAUGUUUUCCAAAACAUAAGCCAACCAAACAUGGGAAAAUUGAAAAACAUUUUCUUCGUACCAAACACACCAUUGGUUUACAAAUAAGAGAAGCCCAAGGUAAAGGUUUUAAGGUUAGAAGUUAGAACCAGGAAUUCAAAAUCUUUUACAAUAGACCCUUGUGGUCUGGCCCUUCCCGGACCCCGCGCAUAGCGGGAGCUUAGUGUACCGGGCUACCUUUUUUUACAUGGAAAUAAAUUUGGAUUAUCCAAGUUCCAGAACCUUCUAUUAGUUAACUGGUGAAAACGAAAUCGGAAAGAACAUCAAGCAAAUUGAGCAACUAUCUAGUCACUCUUACAUUUGCACUAGUAGAAAUGCCUGUCACUAGUAGAAAUGCCUGAAAAUUACAUUUGCACUAGUAGAGAUGCAUGUAUCACCAUCAAUAGCUUCCUUAACAGUUUGAAGGUUCCAUGUUCUAUCUCGUAAGAGUAACUUUCUCCUGCCUCCUUUUACUGUCUGUUUCUUUCUUUUUUCUGCCUCGGUUGUGAAAUCCCUUUGAGUGAUUGGUUCCUAUGUUGCUUGGACUUUCCAAAAUGCUGCCGCACCCGUGUCGGAUCCUCCAAAAAUACACUAGCUCUUACACCUGGUGAAAUUUUCGAAGAGUCCGAGCAACAUAGCUUGGUUCUCCUUCUGAGUCUAAUUCUGUGAUCUUCUGACACUAUCUUCACCUUCCCUUUAUGAUCCACAUGCAUCCCAUUUUCUAAGGCUGUAUAUGUACAGAUUGGUCCUUAUUUUGAAGGAACAAAAGAUAGAAUUAAUUGGGGAAUUCCAUCAUUUUCCGUCAUAUAUUUUCCUGCCAAGUUUUGGUGCAAACAGGGAAAAGAUGACCAAAUAUUGAUACAUGCAUGUAAACAAUUCACAAUGUGGAAAUGCUGCACACAAGGGCACGAAUAGAAGGUUUAUCUGAUAGGACAAAAUUCAUUCUUCUUGGGAUGAACAUCCGCCUUUCAUCUUUUUCCUUCUCUCAGUUACUCAUCAUGCUAUCACCUAGAUCCUAAGAAGUUGAAAACAGCAACGGCCUAAAAUGCAUGGCAUAACUCUUUGUUAGUUUCUUGGAAGUACUAUUCUUAAUAUCACCGAUUUAUGUACUCAUUUUGAUGAAGAGCUUGAGAUGGACUCCCCAAAGAGCAGUGAGGCUGGAAUUAAUGGAAGGAUGAUGCCACCACAGGAGGCAUGCAGUCGAAUUGCUGAAGUGGUACAAGAAGCAGUGCAGAAAAUGGAAAUAGUAGCCGACGAAAAAAUGAGGAUGCUAAAGAGAGCUCGCCAAGCUCUCGAGACAUGUGAUCAUGAACUGGAGGAAAAAGCUAAGGAAGUUGCAGAACUGAAGCUGGAGAGGCAGCGAAAAAGGCAACAGAUAGACGAAUUAGAGAGCGUUGUUAGGCUUAAAGAAGCAGAAGCAGAUAUGUUCCAGCUUAAGGCCGAUGAAGCAAGACGAGAAGCUGACAGAUUACAGAGGAUUGCUCUUGCAAAAUCAGCGAAAUCAGAAGAAGACUAUGCUAGCAGUUACCUUAAACAACGUCUUAGUGAGGCUGAAGCUGAGAGGCAAUUCCUUUUCGAGAAGAUUAAACUUCAAGAUCAAGGUUCUCGUUCAUCACAAAGCAAUGACAUGGGCGAUCCUCCGCAAGCACUUUACACUAAAAUACAUGAGAUCCUAAAGAGCGUGUAGCUCCGCCUCCCAGUAAAUCCAGACGACCAGCCUAAUGAACAUCUUUGUAAGUGACCUGAUCAUUAUUCAUGUUUUGUGUGCUUUUCUUGCAGUAACUUAAUAUAGUGUUGCAGAGCAAACUGUAAAUUAAAUUCCUGUGUCAUUUUAACUUAAACUCUUUAAAUAAGACGUUGGCAGGACGAAUGCCCUAGCUAAAACCUUGUAUAAUUGAUUGGUUUGCUUUUAUUGAUGGAGUUAAUUUGUGAAAUCG